Cherax quadricarinatus is the source of this 10022-nucleotide messenger RNA. The record is from RefSeq and is a predicted model, not a curated record. Lineage: Eukaryota; Metazoa; Arthropoda; Malacostraca; Decapoda; Parastacidae.
UCAGUGAGGUAAACUCAACUAGAAGAGGACCAUAUAAUUCACAUCUUAACUGUUCGCUGAGAGGGACUAACUAGUCAUAUAGUUACGGCUCAAGACUCUCUCCCUGUCCUUCACUCCAUCUGCUCACACUGCCAACUUGAACAAGUGUUGAUGAUGCUGGUGGAAACUGUAAUGGCAUGGGUGUCUGGCUACGCCCUGGAGACCAACACCACCAUGCUGGCCUCCGUGUCCUCCCUGGUGUCAGGGCCACGUCUCCGGGACUACUGGCACGAGGCGGGGCACCUGAUGGGUGCUAGCCUGGGCCAAGGGGUACCAUGGACUCUCCUCACCUACUUGGCCCUGGCUUUCCUCUGCUUCCUCGUCUAUAGACUCGCCUUCUCUCCCCUCGACAGGUUCAGGGAUAUGACUGAUGUUGGCUGGGGUUGCCUGGGAGGAGAGGGCAAGGCGUCCCUGGCUGAGAAGAUAAGAGAGGUGCAGAGACUGAGGAAGACUGGCAACCUACCUCCUGUCUACCCCAACGGUUGGUUCGCCGUCAUGGAGUCGAGACAGCUCGCCAGAAGUCAGGUGGUGUCGGUGCAGAUGUUGGGGGAAACACUGGCAGUGUUCAGGGACGAGGGUGGCACUGCCCACGUGACCGAUGCCUACUGCCCUCACAUCGGUGCCAACCUGGCGGUAGGCGGAGUGGUGAAGGGAGACUGUCUGGAGUGUCCCUUCCAUGGUUGGCUUUUCAGGGGUUCGGACGGUGCCUGUGUCCACAUCCCCUACGCUGCCAAAGUGCCGAAGACGGCUGGGGUGAAGCACUGGGAAAACCGGGAAGUGAAUGGCUUCAUCUUCGUGUGGCACGACGCUGAAGGUCGACCCCCGCAGUGGCACCUGCCGGAGGUGGAGAACAUCACCCGCUGCUCCUGGAAGUACCGUGGCCGCACUGUACACCACGUCCUGGCACAUAUACAGGAGAUUCCUGAGAACGGUGCUGACCUGGCUCACCUCGGCCACCUACACGUGCCCAGCAUCUUUAAAGGUUCUGACCUCAGACACAUCUUUGCCAACAGUCAGUUGUUUGACUUCGCCAAGCACUGGUGGAGUGGUGAGUGGCAGGUUCGUGCAGCACCUGAGUCUCACAUCGCUGAUCUCAAAGUCACUCACGCGUUCUCUCUCUUCGACGGCAAGUUCAAGCUCUUCACCAUGGUUGUCAGAGUCGAACAGAUUGGACCCGGCCUAGUACACCUGCAUUUCAACACUGGUUUGGGCUCCGGGUUGCUCAUCCAAACCGUCUCGCCCAUGGAGCCCCUCAGACAGAGAGUCAUCCACCAGUUCUACUCCUCCAGCUCCUUCAUCGCUCCAUAUGCCAAGUUCGUCCUCUUAUCAGAGGCCCGCCAUUUUGAGCGUGAUAUAAUGAUCUGGAACAACAAGCAGUACAUGUCGCAGCCGCUGCUGGUGUCUGAGGACCGCCUGAUCCUCAGGUUUCGUCGCUGGUACAGUCAGUUUUACUCUGAUAAUAGUCCCAAAUUUACAUUCAAGAAGGAAAAUAUGGAAUGGUAAUUUAGUCUGGAAAUAACCCAGUGACGAGGAUAGCUUGGAAUGCAAAUUUAGUAUAAAACAUCCUUCUCGGGUGGAAACUAUAAACUAAAUGUUCAGUUUUGUUGUACGUGUAUAAAGAAUUACUUAAAAAUGAAACUUAAGAUGGAAAUAGACCCAGCAGAAUGAACAAAUUAGAGUUGAAGCACUUUACAAAUUUGAUGCGAAAAUUAUCAAAGUAUUUCCUAAAAUUAUAUUUUUGGUUGGAAACUAGCUAAUCUACUUAAUUCUAAAUAAAAAUUUGAGUGUGCAAAAACUAAACUGGAAUGAAAUGUAGAAUGUAAGCAGAUUCCUCAGGAAGGACAAAUUGGAAUGUUAAUUUAGGAUGUAACCAACCCACCAGAUAAUUCCUAGAGUUACCUAUCAAGAAUAUAUACUAUAUAUAUGUGUGUGUGAGAGAGAGUAUGAGAGGUUAUCUAUUUGUAGUUACAAUAGUAGGUCUGUUCAUGGUGUUCCGUCUUCAAUGUUUAGAUAUCUUAAAAUAUGUUAGUUUCAGGUGGUUGUAUCACACAUUUUUUAUUGGACUCUGUUCUAGUAGUCAGCCAUUCUGUCAAGAAGUAUCUUCUAUCGUCUUUUUUGGCACUGCCUUCAUACUGUACUUUACAAUUAUGGUCUCUUGAGAUUACUAGAACAUCUUCCUUACCUAUUGUCAUGCAUGUUAUUUACAAUUAUGGCCUCUUGUUCUGCCUAUUGAUGGUGCUGGAAUAUCUUUACCUGUUGUCAUGUAUGUUUUAAGCUCAUGCUGUACAUGUAAUUAUCAGGUCAUAUUUUCCUCCCUUGAACAUUUUUAGCUACAUUCAUUAACUACUGUCGUAUAAACCGGUGGAUACAAAUCCCUCCUGCCAUUGAGCGGGUUUUGUUCCUUUUUAUGAAUUUAAUGAUAAUCAGCAUUUCUCAUUUGCACUUUCAGCUAUCUCUUACCUAUGAUUAUUACAUACAGCUCCUUGGAAAGUAAUGACAGCUAUGAUCCAAUUUCAUGGAUCAUGAACUGCUCACCAGCCUCAAUGAAUCUUUAUUGGGGGUCUUAGCCAUAAAUCUUGGCUCUUGCUGCUUCGUAAUAAAUCUUCAUGUUUGUUUGUUUAUUGGCUUUUAUUUUUUACUGUGGACUCCACACUGCUUUUCACCUUGUGUAACAUAUGUUGUGAACAAUUAUUUAUCUUUUGUAGACAACGCAUUAGAUGGCUAUUUUUAAAUUUGCUAUUAUUGUACAGCAUGAUCGUUCCUCAUUAUUUGUUAUUUUCUGCUGAUAUUCUGUUAUUCAUGAUUACAGUACCUCCAGAUCCCUAUCUUUGUCUGAGGUUUUCAGUGUUUUAUGAGUUUGUAUUAAUUGUUUGGCUUGUUAGUGCUUUUCUUUCAUUUUCAUUGUAUGACUUGAGAUUUAUCUGUUAAUUUUAUUAUCUGCAUUAAUUGUGCUUUAUUAUUGUGUAUAGGUUAUUUAGAACUUGCAAUCUGUAGUUUAAAAACAUAAUCUAGGCAAGUACUUCUCCUUGUGGGACCCCUCAAUGAUAAUGUUUGCCCAUGAAGACCAUUUUUUUUCCUCUUUGUGGUUCACCUCUUUGAGAUAAAUAGCAUCUUUUCCACUGCAGCAGAGUACCUUGUAUUUAUUCUCUGUUAUGUCGUUUUCAGACUGGUCUUUCAUGGGAAAUUAUCUAAAGCUUUUUUUUUUUUGAGGACAAGUAAAUGCAGUAUGUCCAUCCAUUUCUUUUAUAUGUAAUUUCUGUGACUAUAUGAGCUAAAUAACUGUUUUUAUAGGAUUUUGCUCAGCUGAACUCGACCUGACAGUAGUUUUUUGUUUUUUAGAUAGAUUCACUUCUCUCUUGAUAGCUUUUUCUAGGAUUUACAACACACAUCAGACACAGGCGUUUAAUAAUCAGCACAGUAGUUGCUGUUUUCAAGGUUUCUAUCGGCUUACCUUCUUGUAAGGAAGUUCUUGAAGAAUGUUGCAUAUGCCAGUGGACUCCAUGGCAGUAAACUGUCUGAGGAAAGUCCACAGUGCUUAUGGUUUCUUCUGUAAAUGCACUCUGGAAUUUCAUAAAUAUCAUUUCACACGAUUUAUUUAAUUAAGCAAUUUUUUGUCUUUUGGUAUUUUAUCUUUCACAUUAAGUAGUUUUUACAAACUUGAAUAGAAGUGAUUCAGAGUUGUUUGUUAUUCCUUCUUUGUAAAGUUUUAACUAUUUUCUCCCUUCUAGCUAAUUUCUGGCUUGUGUAAAUAUCUUGCUGUUUUUGGGUAGGCUGUUUUUGUAUUGGCUGCUGCACCUGCUAUUGUUUAGCCUUUUUUUGUGGAAUGAAUUUAGACUCCAUUUUCAUAUACAGAACUUUUCAUAAAUAUUUCGUUUAAUUAAGUUUUCAGAAAUAGUCUUGAAUAAUAAUAACAUAAUUUUAUGUGCUAAAUUUAUAUGGGUCAUAUAGUGCGAUAUCUUGGAUAAGCAUAAUAUUUUUUUUUUUUUGGGGGGGGGGGGGGGCUUCUGUGAUUCAGUCUUGUUUUUCGUUUUUUCGCUCUUCCCAAUUAUUUUUACACUUAUGUGGAAACCUUUAACCCGUAAUGAUCAUACGGUGCCUGGGAGUGGGAUGUGAUGAAAUCAAGCUUGAUCCAAGGAAGUGAAGAGUAGCUCCAGUUUCAUGGAUCAAGAACCCUUCACCUCCCUGGAAGUCUCUCUUCCAGAAGUCAUACCUCGCAUCAUAUUAUCUUUAAUAGAACAUGAACACUUUUAUCAUGUUCAAAUAAUUUAUUUAGAAGAAUCCUUCAUUGUUUUCCAGUAAACAUUGUGUUUACACCUCUCACUCCGGUUGCCUCUUUGAUAUGCUGAACCUUAUGUUCAGAAAUUUUGUUCAUUUGUUUUCCUCUUUACUUUCAUGUAGUACUUUGUCUUGUUUGCAUUAAAACAAUUUAUUACAAUGAUUUUAUUUUUUUUAUCAGUGUUCAGUAAUUUAUUUUGUGUGAUAAGUAGUCUAUGUAUCAUAUUAAAGUCUUUUUGUGUUUAGUGCUUUUUUUGAGAUUGUGUUAUGCAGCUUCUUUUCUCUAAUAUUUCUAAUCCACCACCAUUCCAACUGUUACUUUUCUUUAUUAUGCUGCCUCAUUUAAUCCAUUUUUUCUGUUUUGUUUGUUACACGAUACAUAGAUAAAGAGUAAGGUGAUGAGGGUAUCAAACGAGUUAAGUAAUGAAAAAUUGGAUUUCAGAUUGGAGGGAGUAUGGAAGAAUUGAAUGUGUUUAGAUAUUUGGGAGUGGACGUGUCGAUGGAUGGGCAUAUUAAGGAAGAGGUAACCCAUAGAAUAGAAGGAAAAAAGGUGGAUGGUGCAUUGAGGUAUCUGGAGACAAAGAAUGUUAUCCAUGGGGGCAAAGAAGGGAAUGUAUAAGAGUAUAGUGGUACCAACACACUUAUAUAGGUGUGAAGCAUGGGUUGUGAAAGCUGCAGCGAGGAGGCUGGAGGCAGUGCAGAUGUUUUUAAAGGCAAUGUGUGGCGUAAAUAUUAUGCAGUGCAGAAUUACUAAAGGUAUUAUUACGAGGGUAUAUUCAUUCAUUCAUUAGAGGUUUGCCGGUACUUCCGGCCCGGGUCUUCUCCAUAUGGUGACCCGGCCACGAGGGUAUAUAAAUCUGUAGUAAAGGCGGAGUAGAGGUCGUCCUAGGAAAGGAUGGAGGGAGGAGAUAAGGAAGUUUUGUGUGCAAGAGACUUUGAUAUACAGCAGGCAUGUGUGAGCGUGUUAGGAGUGGAGACAAAUAGUUUUUGGAACUUAACUAGCUGUUGGAAUGUGAGCAAGGUAAUAUUUUAUGAAGGGAUUUCAGGAAACCACAAGCUUGAUUCGAGUCCUGGAGGUAAGAAGUACAGUGCCUGCACUCUAAAGGAAGGGUUUGGGAUAUUUGCUGUUUGGAAUGACAUCUGAACCGUCGUAUCUGCACGCCUCUGCAAAGACAGUGAUUGUGUGAUAAUGAUGGUGCAUGUCUGUUUCAAUUUUGGGUCGCCCUGCCUCGGUGGGAGACGGCAAGCGUGUUGAAAAAAUGUAUAUAUACUGUGUAUGUAAGCAUUGCAUAGUCAUGCAAUUCAGCUUUCGUAGGGCUUGAUAAAGAUUUUAAUAGGUCGAAACUUUUUUCCCUAUAAAAAUCUCUCGGCAAACAUUUCUUUUCCCCAAGCAGCCGAUGUCGUAUAGUGCUACUGUUGGGGAUGUAGUCAUCGUUCCACGAGAGAGCAACCUCUGGCUUAACUCUUAAAUUCAGAGGUCCGAGUGACUUUUUCUUUAACCAAAUUUGAUUAUUUUAAACUUUCAGCUACUUCAGUUUCCCUAAGAUACUUUUUUUAAUUAUGUUUAGUUAGCACACUGGUUAUAUUUGAUCUCUUCUUUUUGUGUGCGUUCGUCUAGUUUUGAUUGGAAGGGUCGAUUUUUCUUUGCAGCUUUUUCAAUGGCGUGCGAAUAUCCCCUCUUAUUUAUUCUUAAAACUGCAUGUAAUCUGUCCCCACCCCUUCAUCAGGUUCGCUUAAUUAACUUGCUUAGUGGCACUUCCCUGUGUGGUGUGUGUAUGUGUGUACUCGCCUGUAUGUGGUUGCAGGGGUCGAUCCACAGCUCCUGGUGUGUGUGUGUGGGCAUGUGUGUGUGUGUGUGUGUGUGUGUGUGUGUGUGUGUGUGUGUGUGUGUGUGUGUGUGUGUGUGUGUGUGUGUGUGUGUGUGUGUGUGUGUGUGUGUGUAUUCAUCCAAAUUGGCUGACAUUGACCUAAAAUUUAAGUUUUUCUGUGAAUAGAAAUUUAAGUUUGCUAGUUGUGGAAUGUCGAUAUUUUUGUCUUGACAAAAGAAUAUGGAAACGUAGGUGUGGACGUUAUCUCUGGCAGCCAGUGUAGAAUCUCAGCUACGUGUUUGUGUCGAGUACUAGCGUUUUCAAUUCAUUCUUAAUCUAUAAUAAUAAUAAUAAUAAUAAUAAUUAUUAUUAAAAUUAUGCUCUAAACCCGAGAUUGUCUUUUAAACUUAUAGAACAUGAAUUUAUACAAGAAUACAAUAAGAUAUUAAUGCUUAAAAAAUAUGCUGAAGCAAUACUUGAUAAACACUUGUAUGUUGUUUUUGCUCAAUAGUAGUAAGAAAAUUUUAACAAAGAGUAUUUUUUGUCAGUUAAUAGUAAAGUAUAUUUGUGGUACUAGACGCCUCUUGAUGCAGGUGAGGGGCUUUUGAUGCAAGGAAUCGGACCUGGUCCUCCAAGUCCUUGGACCGAACCAGAUUGCCUCCCAUGCCCCCAAGCGCAGUAUGACCUUCACAGGUCGAGCGCCUCCCUGUAAAUAUAAUGUGGUACCAGAGAAAUACCCAUUUGGGUUUUAUUAUUUCAAAUUAAAUAUGUUUGAUGUAUACUGUGAAGAAUGAUUGUCACUUUCUUUUAAUUUUUACUAAAAAUUUUCAACUUUAGAAUUAUCGUUAGUAAGUAAACUAUGUAGGACAUAUCUGACUAUGCAAGUUAUAAUUUUAUGUAAUCAAUUUUUAUGAAUAAUGGACACAGAAGGGUCAGUCUUGCUAGAUAAAAGUUUACGGUUGUGCAGAUUUCUUUAAUCAAUGCUUUUAGUACAUGGAAGGGAUUAUGCCACUAGGAUUGCUAGUAAGAACUACACUAAAUCUCCUGACAAUGUUGCUAGAAUUACCGACAAUGAUGUUAGGUAAAAGGACAAGUGCAACUAAUGCGAAAUUUUAUUGUGGCAACGUUUCGGUCUCCAAGGAGCUUUGUCAAACCGUUAAUGCUUGACAUUAUAAUCAGAAAAGAAGUGCUAAACCUACAAGGGUCAUACAGCGCCGCCGGGCAGGGAAGGAUGCAGGGAUGUUGGGUAGCAAGAGGGAGAGGGAUGAUUAUUAGGCCAUGGAGUGCAACGGGGCAGUGGAUAGUACAGAGGUAGAGGGUAUAAAGAGAUUGAGGCAGAAAGGGCUGUGAGGAGUACUAGAGGAAUCUUCAUCAUCCGAGUUUGUACAGUAAAUCAGUUGCUGUCAAAAAGUCAAUGAGAGAGUCUGGGUUAAAGAAGAGUCCAUCAGCAAGAAAGGAAGGUAAAAUAAGGGCAGUAGAGCGGUGACGACUUUGGAGGUUAUGCUUGACAAAGCUCCUGGAGAAAGAAACGUUGCCACAAUAAAAUGUCGCAUUAGUUGCACCUGUGUCCUUCCCUUUAUCUAACAUACACUAAUCUCCAUACUGAUCCCUUCAAAGGAAAUACCUUGAUGUUCGUAAGGGGUUCUUGAUUCAGGGAAUUUCUCUACCCUUUAGAUCGCCUAAUCCCCAGGUGCUCUGUUCUGUAACAAUGUUAGGUUCGUCAGGAAACAGGACAAGUGUUUCCUGGCGCAGGUCUUUAGUCAUAUUAUGACCCGCCACUGGAGUUUUUGGUAAUCAGGCAAAGGCCUUCCACAGGCUUACCGGUCCACCACUUUAAAAAAUUGAAAUUAGUUACUAGUACAUAUUACGUGAUUAAUUAUAAUCAUCAAGACAAAGCUUAAUCUUUCGAAGACUCCGUUUCUGCGAGGUUUAGCCAACCUCCCCCCCCCUUUCCCUCCCGGCCGUUGAAGAAUGAAAUGGCACAGUACCGUGACCUGGAACAAUGCACAAAUAUCCAGCACGUAGGAGAAUGAAACUUAUGACGAUGAUUCAAUCCGACUUGGAUCAUUAACUAACCGCACAAGUGCAGAGGGAAGGGAGCCGGUAUAAGAGAGAGGGGCGGGGUAGAAGUAUAAUUUGGUAGUAGUAGUGGUAUAAGUAGUGCAACAGUGGCAGAGGUGGCAAUAAGAAGGGAUUAGUGGUAGUGAAACAAGUUAGAGCGGAAUGUUAGCAACGCAGUCGUAGUAGUGGAGGUAGUCUAACAACAAAAAAAGGGGGUGAGCACUGCACGAGAGCUAAUGGCCCACGAGGGUGGGACAAAAAAUCCAGGGGAAAUAGGUCAUGAGACAGAACCCAAGGAGAAGAGGUCAGGUGAGAAGAUAAAGAUCAGGUCAAAUCUGAUAACCCAGAGCGUAUGUUGGAGUAAUGUAUAAAACAAAACAUUAAAAUCUAAUAGUGCAAUAUCUUCUGCUGUAAAGCACAGAACGAAUUUUGUAGUGUAGCUAUAACGGUAAUCUUAAGGAUGACAGUAACUUUUAAGAUGUAUCGGCUUGCAGAAACGUAAAGGCCAUAUUAUCUCGUUUCUGACUGUCCUGUAUACUCUCAUCCCUACUAGUGAAAGGUCAAAGUAUACUUCAGAUACAUAUACCCUUUAUUGGAAUAUUGUCAUUAUUUACACUUAUUGGUCACCUAGGGAAGUACACAGCCUGUGAGUCAACUCCCGCAUACACCCGACAUGAAACUUAUUUUCAGGGGAUGGGAAAAAGUGUGCUUGAUACUGAAGAAAACUGUAGCACCUGGGUAAUGAGAGGCAAUCGGGAGAUCAAGAGCGAUUCACUAGCAUCAAGGUACCUCCAUUUGAAUGAAAAUUGUAUCAAACUAGCCAUUAACAGUUUUGUUAAAUACAACCAGAGUGGCACUAUCUGCUCCAGCUUAAUUAAUUUUAGGACAUAUUAAAAAUAUGCGCUAAACCCGUAUGGGUCAUACAGCGCCAUAUAUUUUUUUUAAUGAGACUUAGUACGGGCACUUCAGACUGCUGUCAUUGUUCACUUAAAGGCACAAAAUAAUUGAUAAACAGUGACUUAUGUGCAUAUGUUUCCUUGUAAUUUUAGAGUUGCUGUCAUUGACCCAAAAUAAGCCAUGUAUCUAGUUCACUUAAGUUUGGGAAGAAACUGAGAGCUUAAAGCUGAGCUUGUAGUAUUUUCUUUAUUAUUAAUACCAGUGAAACCAAUACUGUAGACAAAAAUAUGUAAGUCUUAGCAAAUUUUUAACCAGAAAUAGUGUUAGAAUAUAUAAUUCAACUACAGAAUGUUUGCCUUUUUUUCCUACUUAUACAUGUAUGUAUGUAUGUAUAAUGUCAAUACACUACGCAGAAACAAGCUGAAGUAUGUGAUGAAUGGUUUGAAAACCCGACAAGUUGAAGAUUGAGACACUUAUGCAGCAUAUGGGAAUCUUUAUUCAGGAAACGUUUCGCCACACAGUGGCUUCAUGAGUCCAAUACAAAGAGGAAGGCGUAAGGAGAGGAGGAGAAUGAGGUAAUCAGUCCCUCAACCUGGAGUCGAUGUGUUCAGUCCAUCAAUCUUGUAGAAUGUACAGCAUAGGGCCGUAGACGUGGCUUAUAUACUGUAGUGAGGUGAGGUGAAGCAGGCGGAGGCGGGGUCAUAGUGGUACCAUCCACUAGUCGAAGUAGGUCUUCGUCCAAAGGUUGAACAAGUGUUGAAGAAUUCUUUGUAACAAGAUCCCAUGAUGCUGCCACUGUGUGGCGAAACGUUUCCUGAAUAAAGAUUCCCAUAUGCUGCAUAAGUGUCUCAAUCUUCAACUUGUCGGUUUUUCAAACCAUUCAUCACAACUGUCAGACACUGCAGCAUCAUGGGAUCUUGUUACAAAGAAUUCUUCAACUCU